AUGGCUCCAAAAAAUGAAAUUCCAGCCUAUGUCCUCGGCGUUGGGCUCACCAAGUUCAUCAAGCCCCGUCAGACGCGUGCAUAUCCGGAGAUGGGAUAUGAAGCGGGCGUGAAAGCAAUGUUGGACGCACAGAUCAACUACGAUGAUGUUGAGACGGGAGUUGCGUGUUACUGCUACGGCGACACUACAAGCGGCCAAAGGAUCUUCUACCAAUUUGGCAUGUCCAGUAUUCCAAUUUACAACACGAACAAUGCAUGCGCAACUGGAUCGACCGGACUUCAUCUAGCGCGAACCCUGAUCAAGAACGGAGCAGUUGACUGCACGCUCGUUAUCGGGUUCGAACAGAUGCAACCGGGAUCCAUCAAGUCUGCAUGGAAUGACCGCCCUUCUCCCAUGGGUCUCUCGAUGCGUAUGAUGGCGGAUACUCGCGGCAUAAGCAACUCUCCACCUAACGCUCAAUAUUUCGCCAACGCGGGUCUGGAGUAUAUGGAGAAGUAUGGCGCUGAGGCGCGCGACUUCGCCGAGAUUGCGAGGAUCAGCCAUGAACACAGCUCGAAGAAUCCCUAUGCACAGUUCAGGGAUGUUUACACACUUGAGGAGAUCGAGAAGGCGCCCAUGAUUCAUUACCCAUUGACGAAACUCCAAUGCAGCCCGACAAGCGAUGGGGCGGGUGCGGCAGUCAUCGUGAGCCAGAAGUUCUUGGAUGCCAGACCACAUUUGAAGUCUCAAGCUAUCCUGAUCGCCGGCCAGUCUCUGAUGACGGAUUCACCCCAGCUCUACUCCAAGUCAUCAAUGGAUUUGGUUGGUUACGACAUGACCAAGCGCGCGGCACAAGCAGCUUUGAAGGAGGCCGGUGUUAAUGCAAAAGACAUUAAAGUCGCAGAGUUGCAUGACUGCUUCUCAGCGAACGAGCUCAUACUACUAGAAGGUCUGGGUUUCAGCGAACCCGGGAAAGCGCACAUGAUGGUGCGCAAUGGCGAUAUCACAUACGGCGGCAAAGGACCCAUCGUGAACCCAUCAGGUGGUCUCAUCAGCAAAGGGCAUCCUCUCGGUGCGACUGGACUCGCUCAAUGCGCAGAACUGACAUGGCAGCUUCGAGGCUGGGCCAACAACAGACUCGCCGAUGGAGCGGACGUAGCGCUGCAGCACAACCUGGGCUUGGGCGGAGCUGUCGUGAUCAACGUAUACAAACGCGCUGACGGAAAGAAGAAUGUGAAGAUGAGUGAUGAGGAAGUCAAGCAAGCGAGUCAGUUCUCCUACAACCCUGCUGUGGAGGCACGCUACGUUACGAAGGAGGAGGGGGACAAGGUGAGGAGCAAGACGGUGGCGAGUGAGUACGCGCUUGGCGAUACACUAGAGAAGAUUCAAAGUCGGCUGUAA
Molecule: messenger RNA, 1380 nt
Organism: Alternaria atra
Lineage: Eukaryota; Fungi; Ascomycota; Dothideomycetes; Pleosporales; Pleosporaceae
Exons: 2
Coding region: 1-1380 (459 amino acids)
Molecular function (GO): acyltransferase activity, transferring groups other than amino-acyl groups
Source: RefSeq, a predicted model, not a curated record